This is a messenger RNA of Scutellospora calospora, 1311 nucleotides long. The record is from the annotation of a GenBank genome assembly. Lineage: Eukaryota; Fungi; Glomeromycota; Glomeromycetes; Diversisporales; Gigasporaceae.
AUGUCAAAUUGUAAAACCAAACCUCUUGAUUUAAGCAUUAACCUAUUUUCUAUUGCCGCUCAAUUAAAAACCUCAGCUAAUAAUAGUGAUGAUGAGGUCUCUACAACUUCAGAAGAAGAGAAUAAUUCUCGUCAACUUAAAGUUCAUCGUGGAGAAGGACUAUUAAAUAAAUAUAUGUUUUGUCUUUGGUGUAAGGAAGCUGGUAAAAAUAAUAAUUUUACUGAAGGUUUUACUUUAUAUUCUAGUUUUGCUGUUCAAGCUAGAACUGAUCAAAUUAAAAUUAUGAGAAAUAUGUGUAAUAUAUACUUUUUAAUUCAGCAUAAUUUGUCUACUAAUAUAUUUGAGGAUUUAUAUAAGUUAUCUGAAAUUCAACGUGCUGAAAAUCAAAACCAAUUUGAGUGUGGCACUGAAAUUUUAAAUAUUUUCAAUAAUGAUUUUUCUGCUGAUGAUGAACGAGCACCAUAUAGUAGUUAUCAAAAUAAUGUUUCAGCUUGUGAAUUUAUUGAAUCAAUUGGCCGUGUUAUAGAACAAGAGAUUUUUCAGAAAUUGCGUAAUUCAGAUGGGUGGAGUAUAAUGAUUGAUGAAAACAACACUAUUUCAACUGAAAAGAACCUCUUUAUUUUAGAACAUCACUGUAUUUCUCAUAAAUUAGCAUUAGCUACAAAAGAUGCUGCAAAGCAAGUUGAAGAGUUUAAAUUAUAUGAGAAAAUUGUGCAUAGUAUUUAUAGCUAUUUUUCACGAAGUGUAGAGUAUAUGAUGCACCUUAAAAUGAAAGAAGAAAAUAUUAGUGAUCCUCAACUUAUAGUUUUGAAUAUUAUUAAAACUUGUUGGUUAUCAUUAUCUAAUAGAAUUCAUUUACGCAAAUAUAUAAUCAAUAAUGAAAUUAGUCUAACAGAAUUACCUGUUAUUAUUACAAAAUUUGUAUGUGCUACAGUUGAAUUAUUAGAAAAAAGGUUUCCAAACCGAAUUCAAAUUGAUAUAUUUCAUAUUUUUGAUCUGAUGGCUUUACCAGUUAAUAAUUCAGAUUUUCAAAAAUAUGGUGAAGAUGAAAUCGAAAUUUUGGGUAACUUUUAUAGUCAAGAUAAAUUUGUAUCAGGAAAUUUAUUUUCUGCAAGAUUGAAUUCUAAAAAUUUAAAGCAUGAAUGGUUAUCAGUUAGAUAUCUUUUAACUAAUUACAAAAACCUAAAUUUUUUAGAAGCCUGGAAAUAUAUAUUUCUUGAUCUUUCUACUUUUAAUGAAAUUUAUCUAGAAACUGCAAAGUUAAUUUCUAUCUUAAUUAAUCUUCCUUUAACUAAUGCAGUUGUUGAGUGA